Camarhynchus parvulus is the source of this 1194-nucleotide messenger RNA. Its product is annotated as granulocyte-macrophage colony-stimulating factor receptor subunit alpha-like. Gene Ontology annotation, cellular component: external side of plasma membrane; membrane. The coding region runs from base 1 to 1194 and encodes 397 amino acids. Gene Ontology annotation, biological process: immunoglobulin mediated immune response; cytokine-mediated signaling pathway. Gene Ontology annotation, molecular function: cytokine receptor activity; protein binding. The record is from RefSeq and is a predicted model, not a curated record. The transcript is spliced from 11 exons. Lineage: Eukaryota; Metazoa; Chordata; Aves; Passeriformes; Thraupidae.
AUGUUUGAUACUCUUGGACUCAUUUGUAUGAUUUUGUGGUGUAUGACGCUAUUUCAUCCCUUGCAUGCUGACAUCCAGUGUAUGGAGUCAGACACACAGGAAUCACCUAUUACAAAUGUGAAUGUGAACUGGAGAAAAAUGGAACUGUCCUGGGAGAGCAGCAGAAAUUUCUCUGAGUACAGAUGUAUCAUCAUGGACAGAGGCAUGGAAUAUAUAGACACAGAGGUGGAUAGUCCACUAUGCAGCUUUCCAGUGGAACUAUACAUGCCUAUGCACAAAGGGCUAACCUUUGUCAUUGAAGUGCCAAACACAAACAUCUCAAAACAAUGCAGCUUUCUCCCUGGAGGCAUGAAGGGCUCAGCCAUUGAAAACUUCUCCUGUGUGAUUUAUAACAUCUUCCUCAUGAACUGCACUUGGCAGGCAGGAAGGGAUGCUCCAGCAGACACACAGUAUUUUCUCUACUGGCAGAAUUCAAAAGAUGAAGAAGAGAUGGAAUGUGAGCUUUACAUUAAAGAUGAAAAUUGCAGAAAUGUGGGAUGUAUCUUCCAAAACGUGAGCAUAGGGAUUGAAAAAGCUUACUUCCUGGUGAAUGGGUCUAGCAAAGACUCCCUGAUCCAGUUCUAUGAUGAGUACAUUGACCUGUAUAAAAUUGAAAUACUCACUGCUCCAUUAAAUGUCACUGCCCAUUGUACCAGAGAUCCUAUGGGUUGCAUAAUUAUGUGGCAUCCACCCCUUACAAGUCAUGUGGAAAACACAAAGUGUUUUCAGUAUGAAAUUAGCAUACAAAAUAAGGAUGAGCCCACAGAAGAGAAAAAGCUUCCUCGUGUAAGGAGUGACAGAUAUGAAUUCCAAAAUUACAAUGAGAAAAAAAGAUACACUCUGAAAAUCAGAGCACGUGGGAAAAACUGUCUUGUAAACUCAAACUGGGGGGAAUGGAGUGAACCCAUUGAGUUUGGUCAAGGGAAAGAUUACUUUAUUUUUGUGAUUUUAUUUCUGAUUGCACUUGGAACAAUCUCAAUUACGCUUCUCCUGUAUUGUCUUUUCAAAAGGUACUGCAGUUUCAAGAACCUAUUUCCUCCCACACCACAACCAAGAGACAAAUUCAGUGCAUUAGCUGAUGAAGAUAUCCAGACAGAAUAUGUAAAUCUAACAACAAAAAGUCAUACUGAGAAAAUAACUACAAUUGAAGAAUGA